CAAUGUAUCGAUUUAUUAAUCGAAUAUAUGUGAAAUAUUACGGCCACUCUGAUUUGAAUCGAAUCUAAUCCUCCGCGAAAAUAUUUAAAUCCAUGUCCUGACGAAAUGACAGCUGCGGCAGAGGGAAUCGAUGGCGUCUACUCAGUCCGCUUGGUAAUCGCUGAUUUCUACAUGGAGAAGCCGCAGUUCGGCUUGGAUCCCUGUUAUUCGGAGCUGCGCGGCAAAGAGAUCAAGCGGGUUCCUGUGAUUCGAGUUUUCGGUGGCAACUCUUGUGGCCAGAAGACCUGCAUGCAUGUCCACGGAGUGUUUCCCUAUUUCUACAUUCCGUACGACAAGAAGGAUUUUGAAUCCCUUGAACGGGGAAUUCUGCAAAUAGCGUUGCACCUGGAUAAGGCUAUCAAUAUAUCCCUGGGCCAGGGCAGUUCAGACUCCCAGCAUGUGUUCAAAAUCCAACUGGUUAAGGGCAUCCCCUUUUACGGCUAUCAUCGUGUUGAACACCAGUACCUCAAGAUCUACAUGUUCAAUCCCCGAUUCGUGCGUCGAGCCGCCAAUCUUCUCCAGAGCGGCGCCAUUCUAAGCAAGAACUUCAGUCCGCACGAGUCUCAUGUGCCGUACAUCCUCCAGUUCAUGAUAGACUACAAUCUGUACGGGAUGAGCUAUGUGCACGUCCCACUGGAGGUGCUUAAGUUCCGUCGUAGUCACGAGGACGAGGUGAUCCCCUAUCCAAAUGUCAAGCCCACCCAGAUGCUGGAUACCAUAAGCGUGAAGAAAGUGGCCUGCAGUGCCUUAGAGCUGGAUGUGAGCUCCAACUUCAUACUGAAUCGUUUCCAGCUGGUGGCUAAGAGUAAGGGCAACCACACCAAUCCGGGCAUCGAGGCUAUCUGGAAUGAUGAAAAAGUGCGCCGCCAGAAAUUGGUCGAAAAGCACACUGCUACUGGCAAUGAGGAGAGAAUCCAAGGGGUACCAGUUUUGGAAUUGCCGCCAACACAAGAACGUCCCCAAAUAGAAAUUGCAGAAAGCGAUAUUUUCUACCGAACCGCUCUCGAAAGCAAGUUGAUGACACUAGAGCAGUCUACAAUAUCCGAGCAAACAUUUUCUGAUCAGACUACCCUUGCUAAUGCCACUAUGCAGACCACUUUGCCCGGCAGUAGAGAGCAAAAGCGAACUUUUAAUUUACAAAAGCUUCUAGCCAACGCCGUUUAUCCCGAGGAAUGUUCUCAGGAUCAGCAGCAACUGCUGGUAAAUGCUUCCUUUAUACAAAACCAUGUAACCUGCAGCAACGGGAGCAAUGAUAGCCUACAAGUGCCAAAAGAUGAAUCUGAAUACAUGGAUGGAACUUUAGUGGAUGAGGACCUAAUCCUGAGUCUCACACAGCCACAUGGAGCGAUGCCCCAUGAUGCCACCUUGAGAGAGGAAGAUUUGGAACUUUUGGAUGCGUUGCAGCUGUUGGAGGAGCAGAAUGAAAGCGAAUCCCAUGUAGAUUUGGAUAGCUCAUUGGCACCUUUAUCGCAGCAGCACAAAAAUUUCGCAUUGACACCUGAGCUGUUGGACAAAGAGACAGCAGCUGCUGCAGUAGGCACGCAUCCUUUAUUCGACGAAGACGGGGAUUCUGACGAAGAAGGAGACCAGGAAAACCGGCAUGAUUUUUCCACCGUGCUUGAUGAUGUCGAUGAGCUGCUACUUAAACUAACUCAAAGUCAGCCUAAGCCGGAGGAAUCAAAAAAUGUAAAAACUAAACUUCCACAAGUCGAUGGUGCUGAUGAUCACUUACAUCGGACACCCAAAAAGUUGUGCAGCCCCAAGCCAAAGGCGAGUCCGCCAAAGACACCUACAACUCCAAAACGCCAGACAAGUCUGUUAAAGACACCUCGCACUCCGAAAACCAGUGCGGCUAAAAAAUAUGCGCCACUGGCCUUGACUAUUGGGAGCAGUUCAGCAAAGAAAAACAACGAUGAAAUAUCAGAAAGAGUACCAAAUCCCCGCCUCAGUUUGCAGCUUGACCAACUACCGCGAUCAGAAAUACCUGGAAGUUCUCGGCCUGAAAUCUCACUUCGCAAAAAAGUAGCCAUGACGGAGUUGCGGCGAAAAAGUGUUGAGGAAUCAAAUAGUUUCAUCGAAUUGAAGAACGUUAUUACACCGCAGAGGAAUAACAGGCGAUCUACGCGCAACCUGGACAAGACACACAUUACCUGCUCUCUGACGCCACGAAAUAAGAAUCCCGUGCUAUCCGACAUAUUUGAAACAGCAGAUGGCGAGCAAAUACAGUCUGAGGAAGGGCCAAAGAAGCCGCGAAGAAGUACUCGUCACCAACCAAAGGAUAAUGCAACCAUGGAUGACUGUGUGGAGCCAAAGAAAAAACCGCGCAAAACCACCACGUCAAAAGGCAAUUCGGAUGAAGUGAAACCACGUCGCAGCGCCCGCCAUAAACAGAAUAUGAAUAAUCCUGAUGAGUAUUUUACUGAAAUAGAAAGACCAAAGCCAAAAGCAAGCCCUUCUAGUCAAGAUAAAAUUUCAAGGAAAACUGUUCUCGAAAGUAAUCACAACUUAUCAGAAAGUCCUGAAUUUGAAAAGACUGAAACUGUAAGAGCUGAGAAAAAAACUGACGCAACGGAAUCAAAAGGCGCCCCUAAGCAAAAGGAAAAUGUUAUUAUUGAACCGAAUAUACCCCAUAAUACAGGUUCGACCAAAAAUGAAGAGGAAAUUAAUAUUAUUGCAAAACCAGAAACUACUAAUCAGGCUGCCGAAAAGUUACAUGAACUACUAAAAGGGGAACCAUCAAUUGACCCUUCUGGAGAGCUAGAAAGUCCUAGUGAGAAUGGUCCGUUCGCUGUUAGCGAGGAUGAGGUAAUUGAAUCCGACACAGAGACCGACAACCUACCCACCAAACUUCGUAAAACACCCAACUUGAGGCGUUUGCGAAGAAGCUUUCGUUCGGAAUUGCCUACCAAGCAGCUAACUCCCAUCUCAAGCAAAUCACCUCUUGAGAUUCCGACAACUCCACAGUUGAGUCCCAAAAGCAAUGAAAGCCGCACACCAGAGCUCAUGAGAAGUUUCUAUGAACAUUCGCUAAUUGUCAACAGUCCGUCGGUCUUUAGUGACAUGUUAGAUAGUCCCAUGAUGUCUAUGGACUCUCCACAGCCUGCUCCUGACCGCUCCAAUGACAACUCCCUUGUGAUUACUCCUUUGGAGGUGCCUCCUUCUUACGAUGAAGUCGUUCGCGGUUGCAAAAAGAUGGACAUACCCGAAUACGAGUUCCAGCAGCCUUUCUACAGCAAUCCCUCCGAUGUGAGCAAGGUAACGGAGGUGGGCUUUCUCGUGCUACACAUCCCUGGGAACAAGCUAAAUGACUGCGAGCCCUUUCAAAGUGUCCUGGGCAAUGAUCGGGGGUUAAACAAGUGGCGGCGACAGCAACUAGUAGCGAUCGGUGGCCCAGCGAUGUUGCAGCGACAUCGGGGUGAACAAAAGAUGCGGGAGUACUUUAGCACCAAGCAAAGGGUAGAGAUCGAGCCUGCGCAGCCUGCACCUACCUGGAAAGAAGCCAAGAUCUGGCUGAAGGCAAAGGAACUUCUGCGGCAGCGUGAGGAACCAACGAAAAAUUCUGAUGACAUAGACAGCCCCAUCAAGAUCAAACGCCAGAAGAUAACUAUGAUGCUGCAGGCUGAGGAAGGGGGUGAUGCGAGUGGUGAUGAAGGCUCUGGUGAGGAUUUGGAGUGCAGCCUAAGCCUUACACCCCUGUCUCAAGCUAAGGAUAAAGCCAAGGCAACCCCUAUAAGUAGCAAAGCUAAAGAAGGUACAACGAUUAGCAGAAAACGCGGAACCAAACUCAACUUUAAAGAAUGCCAGGAAGAGGAACCAGCCAGCUCCCAGUCCAGCGAACAGAGCGUCUCCAGUAGCGCCGCUCAGGCGGUCCUAGAGAGGAGUUCCUUUCUACGCCAGUUGGAGGGCAACAGUCAGAGGCAGCAACACGACCUCAGCUUUGGACUUAGCCACGCCACAUUGGAUAACACGUUCGGCUUUAAGGUUAAUUUGGAGAACCUACAACAGGCCAAAGCGGACGUUGAUUGCAACCACCUGACAAUUAUAACUUUAGAGGUAUUUGUGUCCACGAGAGGGGAGCUUCAACCAGAUCCGAUGCACGACGAGAUUCGCGUUUUGUUUUAUGCCAUUGAGCAUAGUUUGCCGGAUGAAAAUCUACCUAGCAAGGCAUGCGGCUAUAUAAUGGUAAAUAAUGCCCAGGACUUACUUAGUGAAGGAUUAAUUCACGGUCUAGAUCGCGAUAUUGAAGUGCAAGUGGUUGCCAAUGAGGCCGAGGCAUUUGAGGCGUUGCUGACCCUGUGUGGACGGUGGGAUGCUGAUAUAUAUGCUGGAUACGAGAUCGAGAUGUCCUCCUGGGGUUAUGUUAUUGAUCGUGCUAAAUAUCUGUGCUUCAACAUCGCUCCUCUGCUUUCACGAGUUCCCACUCAAAAGGUCCGAGACUUUGUGGACGAAGAUCGGGAGCAGUUCACCGAUCUUGAUGUGGAAAUGAAGCUCUGCGGCCGUAUUCUGCUAGACGUAUGGCGUCUGAUGCGUUCCGAGAUCGCCUUGACGUCGUACACUUUCGAGAACGUGAUGUACCAUAUCUUGCAUAAGAGAUGUCCUUGGCAUACUACCAAGUCCCUCAGCGAAUGGUUCGCCUCGCCCUGUACCCGGUGGAUAGUGAUGGAGUAUUAUUUGGAACGGGUGCGUGGCACUUUGGCUCUCUUGGAUCAGUUGGACUUACUGGGACGCACCACUGAAAUGGCCAAACUCAUUGGAAUCCAGUUCUACGAGGUUUUGUCGCGUGGUUCGCAAUUUCGCGUGGAAAGCAUGAUGCUAAGAAUCGCCAAGCCAAAGAACCUGGUACCACUUUCACCUAGUGUCCAAGCUCGAGCUCAUAUGCGUGCGCCGGAAUAUCUAGCUCUCAUCAUGGAGCCACAGUCACGCUUUUAUGCGGAUCCACUUAUCGUGCUUGACUUUCAGAGCUUGUACCCCAGCAUGAUUAUUGCAUACAACUACUGCUUCUCCACCUGCUUGGGUAGAGUAGAGCAUCUGGGUAGUAGUUCCGCCUUCGAGUUUGGGGCCUCGCAGCUGCGCGUGCCCCGCCAGAUGCUGCAGAAACUAAUGGAACACGAUCUUAUAACCGUUUCGCCAUGUGGUGUGGUGUUCGUAAAGCGGGAAGUGCGCGAGGGCAUCCUGCCACGCAUGCUUACUGAGAUCCUAGACACACGCCAAAUGGUCAAACAGUCGAUGAAGCUACACAAAGAUAGCUCAGCCCUCCAACGGAUUCUUCAUUCCAGGCAGUUGGGCCUUAAGCUGAUGGCCAAUGUCACAUAUGGUUACACGGCUGCCAACUUUAGUGGCAGGAUGCCUUCGGUGGAGGUCGGUGAUUCUGUGGUUUCCAAGGGACGGGAGACCCUGGAGCGGGCAAUUAAACUAGUAGAGAUGAAUGAGAAGUGGAAGGUGCGUGUCGUCUAUGGCGAUACGGACUCUAUGUUCGUUCUUGUCCCCGGCCGAAAUCGAGCCGAAGCCUUUCGAAUCGGCGAAGAGAUUGCUCAAGCCGUCACCGAGAUGAAUCCGCAUCCGGUAAAGCUAAAGUUGGAAAAGGUCUAUCAACCCUGCAUGCUACAGACCAAGAAGCGUUAUGUGGGCUACAUGUACGAAACUGCCGAUCAGGCCCAACCUGUCUACGAAGCCAAGGGCAUUGAAACUGUGCGCCGGGAUGGCUGUCCUGCAGUGGCCAAGAUGCUGGAAAAGGUGCUGCGAAUCCUGUUUGAGACCCAAGACGUUAGCAAGAUCAAAGCGUACGUGUGCCGACAGUUCACAAAGUUGCUUUCCGGCAGGGCCAAUCUGCAGGACCUAAUAUUCGCUAAAGAAUUCAGAGGUCUUAAUGGUUACAAGCCAACGGCCUGUGUACCAGCACUGGAACUAACACGAAAAUGGAUGCAAAAGGAUCCCAGACAUGUGCCGCGUCGCGGUGAACGCGUGCCCUUUAUAAUAGUCAACGGGCCGCCGGGCAUGCAGCUUAUCCGACUGGUGCGCAGCCCUCACGACAUCCUAGCCAACGAGGGUCACAAGAUCAACGCGAUCUACUACAUCACCAAAGCAAUUAUUCCACCGCUGAAUCGCUGUCUGCUUCUCAUUGGAGCCAAUGUGCAUGAUUGGUUUGCAAGUCUGCCAAGGAAGUUGCUCAUGACGCCAGCUGUAGGGACGGCCAACGAACUGGCGGGUGCAAAAGGCGCCAAGUCAACCAUCUCCCAGUAUUUCUCCACUACCAGCUGUGUGAUUGAUUGUGGUCGCCAAACCAAGGCAGGCAUUUGUCCAGAAUGCCUGAAGAACGCCAGCAAAUGUGUAGUUUUUCUUUCGGAUAAAACAGCUCGUCUGGAGAGAAGCUACUACCUAACCCGGCAGAUCUGCCAGGCUUGUUGCGGACGGCUAGGUAACCUCCAGUGCGAUUCCCUCGACUGCCCUGUACUUUAUGUGUUGGAAGGGAAGCGGCGGGAACUGCAGCAAAUCGAACACUUUAACAAGCUGUUGGGGGAUCACUUCUAAUUCAAACAUACGGAAUUUCUCAUUCAUAAGGGAUGUUUAUAUAUUUUAACUUUCAGCACGCUUACAAAAGUUAAAAUUACAUUCAUUGCUUCAGCCAGCGUUUCUAAACAUGUACAUAGCUUAUCCACUACUUAUGCAUUUCGGGUGAUUCUGUUGUGUGUAUAAUACUAGAGGAAUUGUUAACUAUUGAUAUUGUUGUAAGUUUAUCGUGUUAUGAUUGUUUUGUGAGCUAUGAGCAUGCAGCCAAUAAAUGAAUGUUUAAAUGUUUACUUAAAA
Messenger RNA from Drosophila eugracilis, 6843 nucleotides. It is a transcript of the gene DNApol-zeta, whose product is annotated as DNA polymerase zeta catalytic subunit. NCBI's taxonomy places the organism in Eukaryota, Metazoa, Arthropoda, Insecta, Diptera, Drosophilidae. Gene Ontology annotation, cellular component: zeta DNA polymerase complex; nucleus. Gene Ontology annotation, biological process: translesion synthesis; double-strand break repair via homologous recombination. The record is from RefSeq and is a predicted model, not a curated record. The transcript has 12 exons. Gene Ontology annotation, molecular function: nucleotide binding; DNA binding; DNA-directed DNA polymerase activity. The coding region runs from base 106 to 6567 and encodes 2153 amino acids.